This is a messenger RNA of Zygotorulaspora mrakii, 300 nucleotides long. RefSeq names its product Som1p (gene SOM1). Bases 1 to 300 code for a protein of 99 amino acids. Gene Ontology annotation, cellular component: mitochondrial inner membrane peptidase complex. The record is from RefSeq and is a predicted model, not a curated record. The transcript has a single exon. Lineage: Eukaryota; Fungi; Ascomycota; Saccharomycetes; Saccharomycetales; Saccharomycetaceae.
AUGGCGCCGCCUACUCCUAUACUUUGCAAGGAUCAGAUCCAGGGUGAGCACCAAAAGCUUGUGCGAGAUUCUAAGUUCUGCUCCCUGAAAUCACUCACGCAAUAUCAAUGUAACAUCACAGCGUAUUCCCCUGAGGAAUACAUAUGUGUACCAUUCAAGAGGCUAUUCGAAGAAUGCAUAACAGCCAACAAGACCAAUAAGAGGAGCUUUGAUAACGGUAAGAGUCAGAAGCAACAGAAAGUAAACCCAGGACUGGUGACCAAACGAGUCGAGUUGACGUCCCGCAAUACAAACUCCUAG